AUGAGUAAUAGACCUUUAUCUUCUUCUACAAAAAAAACUUCAUUACAACCUAUUAAAAUUAAUAAAGCCCCUUCAACAAAACCUAUUCUUAAACCAAAGAAAAGUAAAAAAACCAUUUCUGAUCCUGUAUAUUUACAAUUAUUGAAAAUACAACAAAUGUGUGAUGAAACACCUCAACAAAAUGAAAAGAAACCUUCUAAACCUCUUGUAAAAAAACCUUCUAAAUCAUCCCAAUCUAUUGAAAAGUUAUCACUAAAAGAAUCACAACCUCCAGAAGAAAAAUCAUUAAAAGAAUCACAACCUAUUGAAAAACAACAAAUCCAAUCUAUUGAAUCUCAUCCUACAAAUCAACCUAUACAAUACCAACAUAUCUUACAAAAACCUUUAUACAAUCCAAUACCUAUUAGAGAGGAACCUCAAACAUAUUCUACUCCUUUUGUAAAACCAUCUCCUUCUCAACAACAACAACAACAGCAAUAUGGGUAUAAUUUUAUAUCAUCUAAUUAUCCUUACUCAAUAAACUCUUCUUCUUUAUCUUCUUCUUCACAACCAUCAUAUUACAAUCAAUAUACAACAUAUCAAAAUAUAUACCAAACACCAUUUAAUGGGUAUUCUCCUAUCAACCAACAACCUAUGCCAUAUUAUUCACCAUCUUUUGUUCCAACAUAUCAAAAUAUUUCUUUAAUUCCAAAUUUGGUUUCACCAUACCAAGUUGUUAAUAACCAACAACCACAAAAUCAGUAUGAACAAGGUUAUCAAUUAUACAAUAAAUAUAAACCAGAACAUAAUAAGUAUAAACAAGAAAUACCAAAAACAAUAAGUUAUGGUGGAAAUACCACAAAGAAACCAAAUACAUUAACAUCACCUUCAAAACCUAAAAUAAUACCAAUUCAAAGUAGUAAACCAUAUUAUAAAAGAGAUUCAAUAUUUAAAGAAGAAGAACCUCAAAUUGAAUUAGAACAAAAACAAUAUCCCAAAAUGAAAGAUGAGUAUUAUAAAAAACCAAAAGAACCAAAAGAAAUUAAAACAAUUACAGAAAAACAAAAUAAUGAAAAUGAAAAAAAAAUAACACAUUCACAUCAUCAAAUAAAAAGUCAAUUAUCAAAGAAACCAAAAGAUAAGUUUUUUAUAAACUUUUAUGAUGGAGUAAAUACAUUAAAAGAAGUUGAAUCAAUUCAAAAAAAACCAGAAAUUAAUUUGAAAGAUGAAAAUGAUAAUUUAAUUGGAACAUCACAAGAAUUAGAAAAACAUUAUUUCAGAAUUAAAGGAGAACCAAAAUCAUCAGAAGUUAGACCAUUACAAGUACUUUAUAAAUCAUUAAAUUAUGUAUUAACAAAAUAUAAAGAAAAUAAAGAAUAUGAUUAUAUUUGUGAUCAAUUAAAAGCAAUUAGACAAGAUUUAACAUUACAACAUAUUGAAAAUGAAUUUUCAAUUAAAGUAUAUGAAAUACAUUCAGAUAUUUCAUUAGAAAAUAAUGAUGUUUCUGAAUUUAUUCAAUGUGCAUCAGCAUUAAAACAAUUAUAUAAAAAAUUUGGAUAUUCAAAUAAUAACCCAAAAGUAAUUUUUUAUAUAUCAGCAAUGAUUCUUUGUAAUAUGGAUUCAAAAAAUGUUUCACCAAUUACUAAUUAUUCAUUAUUAAGAGAAAUUCCAAUAGAAAUAUUAAUAAAUCCAAAUAUUCAAUUUGUAUUAAAUGUAAAACGAGCAUUUGAUAAUGGAGAAUAUUUUACAUAUCUUAAAUUAUUUAAAGAAGCUAUUCCUAAAUUUAAAGUAAUAAUGAAACUUGCAAUAGAAAAAGUAAGAUUAAAAGGUCUUAUGCUUUUAUUUAUGUCUAUUGGUGGAGUUAUUGAAGUAAAAGAUGUUAUGAAUUUUCUUUCAUUCUCAAAUGAAAAAGAAUAUCAAGAAUUUAUAUCAAAAUAUCCAUUAAUUCAAGAUUCUAAUGGAAAAAUUCAAUGUGUUGAAACAUUAAAAAGUAUUUCUAAAAGUUAA
Entamoeba dispar SAW760 is the source of this 1986-nucleotide messenger RNA. Its product is annotated as leukocyte receptor cluster (lrc) member, putative. Gene Ontology annotation, cellular component: nucleus. The record is from RefSeq and is a predicted model, not a curated record. Lineage: Eukaryota; Evosea; Mastigamoebida; Endamoebidae. The coding region runs from base 1 to 1986 and encodes 661 amino acids. The transcript is spliced from 2 exons.